AACACUGACACACACACACAGAAUGAGGACACACGGGUCCUCACACAGCGGCGUUGUGUCUGCUUUCUCACGAGGACGUUUCACCAGGACCCGAUUUUAAUGCAGCGGUGAAACUGGGACCGCAAACAUACACACACACACACACACACACACACAGACACCCGCGCGCGCGCUCUCUGCGGCAGUAAUCAUAUCUGAGAUAACGGGUUUGCAGUCGAGCACUUCAGCGUGUUCAGGACCUGACGGUCGAAUCGCGACAUUGUUUUGUCCUCGUUGACUCAAAGCAUUCGGGACUGAAAGAGAAACCCGUAAAACCGAGAAACAGCGCGCGCAGGAAGACAGACUCGGCACGCGUUGAUCGAGGCAGCGUAUUUUUAUUUUUUUUUUUUGCAGCAGCAGCAGCAGCACGAGCCGUCACUUCAGUCUGACACAGGCUUGAUUGACAGCUGGCUCGGUGGGAAAGAGACCUUGAGAGAAAGAUAGCGUCAGGGAAAGCGCUAUCGCCUUUCGUCUCGUCUUUCACAACAUGGCGUCCACACACACCCACACAAUGGUGGAGAAAAAGUACUGGAGUUGACUUUUUGUUCUUUAGCACUUCGCUGGCUUAAAGCCUUCAAUGUCCUCUCACAGCAGAAUCAGUCCUCAGGGCUGUGGACAGAACGGCUAUUUUUAGAGAAAGAACGGCCUCUAGAACUUUUUCAUGUCUGUUCGUGAGUCUGGAGGCCAUGGCACGGCCCUUGCUGAAGAUCCAGCGCUAUUUCCGCCGCAAACCUGUGCGCUUCUUCUCCUUCAUCCUCCUCUACCUCACAGCCGGCAGUCUCCUCUUCCUCCACCCAGGCUUCGCAGGAGAUUCGGGUUCCAGCGGUGGACGUGGCCCAUUAGCCUCAGUUGGGGGGGGUAUGGCUACGUCCACUGAAGGCUUGGGCAUCGUCAGGAGGGCAUUUAGUGACGUUCGAACCACACGAAGGUUAGGGCUCACCUGGACCAAAGCAAGAAGCAGAGAGAAAGAACCAGAGGAGGGCAGAGCCAAGUACAUCGGCUGCUAUGUGGAUCACACCCACAAGAGGGCGCUAAGAGGCAUCACCUUCUUCGACUACAAAAAGAUGACUGUCUUCCGCUGUCAGGACAACUGUGCUGAGAGGGGCUACUUGUAUGCCGGCCUGGAGUUCGGAGCAGAGUGUUACUGCGGCCACAGGAUCCAGGCAGCGAACAUCUCAGACAACGAGUGUAAUAUGCAGUGUAAAGGGGAGAAGAGCAAGAUGUGUGGAGGAGCAAACCGUCUGUCAAUAUACAGGCUGGAACUGAGUCAGGAGUCUGCACGGAGAUAUGGGAGUGCCAUCUUUAAAGGCUGUUUCAGGAGACCAGACAAUGUCACACUUGCACUUCCUGCUGCUGCUGUUAUUCACAACAUGUCUGUGGACAAGUGUGUGGACAUGUGCACAGAGAAGGAGUUUUCUCUGGCUGCUUUGGCUGGGAUUAAAUGCCACUGUGGUUUCCCCACCACCCUCUUCAAUCUGCACGAGCCUGAGGAAGAGGACCUGUGCCUUAAUCGCUGUGCAGCCAAGGACUUUGAGAGCUGUGGAAAUGACGAAUACUUUGUAGUUUACCAAACCCAAGUGCAAGACAAUCGAUGCAUGGACCGGCGGUUCCUGCCCACGCGUUCAAAAAGGCUGACGGCUUUAGCAAGCUUCCCCGGAGCCGGGAAUACUUGGGCCCGACACCUAAUUGAGUUGGCUACGGGAUACUAUACAGGGAGUUACUACUUUGAUGGUUCACUAUACAACAAGGGUUUUAAAGGCGAGAGGGACCACUGGCGCAGUGGCAGGACAGUUUGCAUAAAGACACACGAGAGUGGAAGGAAAGAAAUCGAGGCCUUCGACUCCAGCAUUCUGAUGAUCCGUAACCCCUACAAGGCCCUCAUGGCUGAAUUCAACCGCAAGUAUGGCGGCCAUAUCGGAUUCGCUUCUCAGGCUCACUGGAAAGGAAAAGAAUGGCCUGAGUUUGUAAAGAACUACGCACCGUGGUGGGCAUCACACACCCUCGACUGGCUCCAGUACGGUAAAAAUGUGCACCUGGUGCACUUUGAGGAGCUGAAGCAGGACCUUUUCAGCCAGCUAAAGCGCAUGGUUGUCUUCCUGGGCCUUGAGGUUUCAGAGGAUCGGCUGCUGUGCGUCGUGGCACAAAAAGAUGGCAACUUCAAACGCUCAGGCCUACGAAAGCUGGAGUAUGAUCCGUACACGCCAGAGAUGCGUCAAAAGAUUGACGAUCUUGUACGCAGUGUGGACCUUGCACUCAAACUAAGGAACCUUUCAGGGGUUCCAGAUGAUUAUAGACCCAGAUGAUACAACCUCACACUCUUUCCUCAUCUGGUCGUUUUUGUUUCUGUAGUUUCUUGCUUUCUUCCUGAGCGAAAAAAAAAACUGUUUACUUAUUUUUUGUUACGCAACCAAAAAAGACCUUUAGGGAGGAACCUUAAGAACACUAAGCCAGCACUUUGAGUUAGCAGAUACUGAAGGAAGAAAGGUUCCUGAAGGUCACGUGACAUGGAAGGCGAGACAAUCUGAUGACUCUAGGCAACUUACUAUGAGGGCUGUAGUGGGUUAAGCACUAGUUUUUUAACGUGUUGUCUCCGCACUGUGUGUGUGUGUUAUUUUACUUUGAAGUCACAAAGACAUGCUGUAUUGAUCACUACUAGGUCAUGUAACGAAGUGUGCAGCUGAUAUUUGGGCAUUGGAGUUUUGUCUUUGUUCGAUUUUAGAAACAAUUUAAAAAGAAAUAAUUAAUCAAAGAGAAAAAAGACAUGUAAUGAGCAGGAAUAUUGAACAUUUUAAGGUUUGCCAGUUUGCAAAAGGAUUGUAGGAGUAAAGCAAACAAACCUACAUAAAAGUUACACAUAGAUAUAAUCAGUUUGUUGUUUCCAUAACGUUCAUUCUAAGAAUCGGCUAAGAAUUUCAUUUUUAACUUGAAUACUUUCUCUGAAUUUAGUGGAAGGACGUGAUGAAAUAUCUGUUUCAGCACCAGUGGCAGUGCAGCCAGUAAAAGUAAAAUGAUCAUAUCUCACUUUAGGUUCCUUUGGUUACAGUGGUCUGUAAUUCAGUUAUUUCUCAUUCGAGAGAUUGAGCUCCAGUUAUCAGCUCAUUCGUUCAUGGUUUUAUGAAAAACAUUUUCCAGCAUUUUGGAGCCCACCAUACCACAUUUCUGUUUUAUAACAGUGUAUUUUUGUGUUUAUGUUUUAAAAAAUGCGAUGAAUUAAAGGUGUAGAAAAAGAAUCUUGUAUACAGACAUAGCAGAAGGUUUAAAACAGAUGCUGCUGACUUCCUGUGAACUCGACUUCCUUUCUGCUUUCUAUUUCUGGACAUCUCUUUCUGACUCUCACUCAGUUAUAACAAGUAUUUGCAAGACUUCAUUUUUAACAAUAUUGUUAAGUGUGAAGUUUUUUUUUUUUACUUUGGAAAGAACAGACUUUACAAAAGCAAAGAAAACAGCCUGUGCAAAAGCUGUCUUCUUCAGACUACAGAGAAACUACGGCCUUUCAUAUUCAAAAAGUGAUUCAUUAACAGCUGCAUGACUCCUAAGAUUAAUCACAUAUUUUUUUUCCUGCCUCAUUUCACUGAUUUGUGUUUCCAUUAUACAACUCUGUCACACUAACAACCCAUUCGUUAUCUUACUGUUACCAUGACACUGUGUGCCUUUGACAUUAUAGGCCUCAUUUAACAAAGUGAAUACAUACUAAAUGCAUGUAAUGAGAAUCACAAAUGUGAACUGUUUUUGAUUGACUUCAAAUUGUAAAGUGAUCGCUAAUGUGAUACUUUGCAUUUAUAUUUCAGACGCACUAACAAAUUUGAAUCAUAUUUAUUUCAAAGUUACACAGAUGUAAUGAACAUUUUGUGCAACUUAUUUCAUAUUUCAUAUCCAAAUCUUUAUUUUAUAUUAAUGACAUGAAAGAAAGGAAUCCAAAACAAAUGAAGAAAAUUAAAUUAAGACUUUUAAAUAAGACCAAAGUGAUGGUGCCUUAUUGAAGGAGGAAGAAUUUGUGUGUUUCUGUGGUAGUUGCAGUGGCUGAGCUGCAUUAGUGUAAUAUUUAGGAGGCACCUUUUCACAAUGUAGUUGUAAUUUGACCUUUUAGAGUUUUGUCAGUGGCUUUAAAUGUAAAUCAGCUGAACUAAGAAUGCACAUGGUACUUUAUCAACAUUUAUAUACAUGCAAAUGUGUUUAACAAAAAGCGUUGAAGCUUUUAAAAGUGGUAACAUUUACACACUGUUCCAUACUAACUUUACUAAACAAAUGAUUAAUCAGACCUAUUGGUUGUCUCUGUUGCAGUGAGUUUAACAAGUGGUUUGGUUUCCCGGAGCUUUAGAGUUUUAUAUGGUUAAGAAUUUGCCACCUUUUGCUGAAUUUCUGCUACACAAUCUGUUGUAGUUACUUCUCAGACACCAUGGAGCUUGUUCAGUUCAGUACUCGAACCGUGCAGCACUUUCACACAAAGAUAAAAAUUCAGUUUAAAUUCCUAAAAUCUGUGUGUUUGUUGAAUGUUGGAACAAGUCUCUGAGUUGUUCUCUGUUUGAUCUUUUCUCAUUAUUUUUAUCGCCAAUCCUUUUAGGCCAGUCCAUUGUUCCAGAUGUACUACUCCUGCAGCCAUUUUAGCCCUUUAGCUUGGUUACGUGUGUGUGAAACCGGAAUACCCGAAAACAAUCUAAACUUGAACAUUUUUACAAUUAAUUGUGUGAUUUUUUUUCCGUUAAAGGUGAAAAAUUCUGAACUCCUAAGAGGCCAUGCAUUAUUAUAUUUUUUCUUUCUUGUUUUCUCAUUAUCAAGACUUGAUAUUCUCAGCAUCUCAGCCUGUUUCUUAAGUUUGAGACACUUAUUUGGAAGUUGUCAUUCAGCGCUGCCUCAAGAAUGUGUUCUUAUGCCAAGAUCAAGAGAAAAAGAUAUAUCUAAUAAUACAUGGCCUCUUAGGAUGUCCAUACAAAAAAAAACAUAUGCUGUUUUUUUGUUGUUUUUUUUUUAAUUCCUGUGAACUCUUGUGCAUUGUAAAUAUCUCUUUUUGUUUCUUGCAUUCACAUUAGCUAGCCACAGUCAUGCAAGAAAGAGAAACAAAAUAUUACUAAAAAUCUCCUUAGCAUUGUUUCUGGCACACACAUACUUUGUAAGGCAUUAUUUAUAUUUGUAAGCUGAGGUCAAAAGAGUCCUCUUAAGAGAGUUUUCACUCCUAUUUUUUCCGACAGAUCCUCAGAAUCCCAGUCGAGCCGAAUGUAUUUUCAAUCGAAUGAAUGUAAAUUAAUGCAAACAAAUUAUGAUGACUACAAGUGUGAUCUUUUUUGUUGUUCUUUUUUCUUUCACUGUACACUGUCACUGUGGACAGACCUGGCUUUCCUUUCCUUGAAAACUGUAAAAAAAAAUGUACUACUAUUUUUGUACUUGCCUGAUUGAGACUGUACAGGACCUUGAGAAUAAACAGCUCUAAAUGCGAUCAUGCUCUUUACUGGCAUGACUAUAGGCUAAAAUACAGUGUUUAUUAUAUGAUAUAAAAGUGCAUACAGUAUAUUGAAUUUGUGUUACAAUAAACACACGAUAAAGCCAUGAAGAAAAAUAAAACUUACAUUUCUGAA
Molecule: messenger RNA, 5609 nt
Organism: Tachysurus vachellii
Lineage: Eukaryota; Metazoa; Chordata; Actinopteri; Siluriformes; Bagridae
Gene: wscd2
Product: WSC domain containing 2
Exons: 9
Coding region: 726-2342 (538 amino acids)
Molecular function (GO): sulfotransferase activity
Source: RefSeq, a predicted model, not a curated record